Paramisgurnus dabryanus is the source of this 1964-nucleotide messenger RNA. Lineage: Eukaryota; Metazoa; Chordata; Actinopteri; Cypriniformes; Cobitidae. The record is from RefSeq and is a predicted model, not a curated record.
AUGGUAUACCAUGGGUACAAAACAAGUACAUCUGCUGCUCACAAGAUGGCACUUGAAAGUUAUUUGGAGACAAUAAAAGACAUGAGGCUGCAAGGAAGCACAUAUGAGGACAUUUCUUCUACCCUCGUCUCCAUGGGCUUGGAAAAGGGUGGUUCCAUACAUAAUAUAAAAAAAUUCUGUCUCAGAUAUAAUCUAAAGCAGAAGGAAGUAGUGUCCAACACUCAUCUAGAAGCUGCAGUAGUGCAAGCUGUUCGAGAGACAGGACCAACGUAUGGUCGGCGGAUGAUGGCUGGGUAUCUAGCCAGCAAAGGCGUACAUGCCUCUCAACAGCGUGUUGCAGCUGCACUACGUAUUGUCCAGCCGCCAUAUCACAGGGCACGCAGUCAAGGAUUAAGAAACCUGAAUCCCGUGCCUUACCAUGCAGCAUACAUGGGUCAAAAACUGCAUAUUGACCAGAACGAGAAGAUGGUCAUGUUUGGCGUGACAUACGUUGUAGCCAUUGAUGGCUACAGUGGUAAAUUGGUUGGCCACUCUACCAUGCCAAUUAAAAAUAACCUCACAAUUUAUGAUGAAGUUUACAAGUCUGCAGUUCUCAACAAUGGACUAUGGGAUCAAGUCAGAGUCGACCAUGGUAAAGAGUUCCUCUUGUCUCUCUUUGUACAAGACAAGCUGUCUGGGUAUAGAUUCGACCAAGAAAGGCCACCAUAUUUACAAACAAAGUCAACAAAGAAUCACAGAAUUGAACGUGUGUGGCCUGAGGUCAACAACCGUGUGACUUAUCCUCUAAAGUCGGCAAUCAUCAAUCUCGUGAAUCAGGAGAGGCUAAACAUGGAAGACAACACUGUGCGUUUCUGCUUGUCAAACCUGUCAUGUCAGAUUGCCAAUAUUGGACUUCAGCGUUUUGUUGACGCAUGGAAUAGCCAUUCAGUUUCAGGUAGAGGUAUCCCAAAUGUCUUGGCAGAGGGUGGCUGCAGGGUGAAGCUCACUGCAGAUCAGCUUCCAACUGCAAGUCAGGCUGCUGACUUGUAUGACCAAGAAAAUCACGCCAGCCUAACAAGAGCAUCAGUCUUUGGUAGAAAUCCCUUUGUGGAUGCAACGGAACGUCAUCGGGUUGAGAGGCGCUUCGCUGAGGCGUAUUCAGACAUCACAGUCCUGCUUGAUGAGACAGUGAACCAAAAUUUUGGGCCUUUCCAAAAUGCAUUAAUGCACUUGGUUCAUCUUUCAUCCCAACAUGACUGAAUGACUGUGCCAAUGAGGAUUCGACACUGCUGUGCCACCCUUCCCCACUACCCUCCAACAUCACCAAGGCAUCACAGAGGGCUUUCGGAGAAUGGCUGCUGUGCUAUCCUGUCACACCACCCAAACAUGGACUAACUGUUUUGUUGUUGCUACAGUAUAUAUACGAAACACAAUCAACUGAGGGGUUAGCUCUUGUAGAUUUUUUUUUUGCUAAAUAUAACGUUUUCAUCCAACAUUUUUAAAGACGAUUGUAUUACAAACUAUAUUUACUUUGUUAUGUUAAUGAAACAUGAGUAAAACCAUGUGAAAAUCACCCAUUAAAUGAAGCCUCCCCUAAGAAGUGUUUUUCAGUUAUAAGCCUAUGGACAUGGUUGUACAGUGGUGGUCCAGACACAAAAAAUCUUGAAUAUUGAAAACUACAGAGGUCUAGAAUUCUAUGAUGGUAUUUUGACAAGACAUUCCACACCUGUAAGAGUCAAUUACAUUACCAUGUUUGGAUCUUGAGUGUAGGCUUUAGUAAUGUUAUAUAUCCAUGUCUAUAUACAUUUAAAAAAUAUUUCAUUCAUAUUAUACUGUUUGAAAGAACCAUGUUGAUUUUUUCAGUAACCAUAAUGCCAAUUUAAUUUGUUACCAAAAUGAAAAUUGCAUGAUGUAACUGGUUUUCAACUGUAACUGCAAUUCGAUUUAUUAAUCCUAAUGUUACUCAAAGGAAUUAAAUUCAAAUG